AUGUCGCCAGCCGAGCAAGCCACGCCAAAGUGCCACGCGCGGGCCGCCGUCGGCCGCCGGGCAAACACUUUGCGGUUGGUGUUGAGAAAGCUCUGCGGGGAUAUCAAAGACGGAGAUCAGCGCCCGAACCCGCCAGACCAAGAACAAGCCCAGCAGCCGCCUGCCGCAGAAGCAGCUCCAGAAAACGUUGCGCUACAGCCGGAUGAUCAUGAGGAUCCGUUGACUCGGUUGCCGAAUGAGAGUCUAGACAUACACAAUAUGCGCACUGGGAAUGGCUCGAAUGGCGCCUGUUCUGGCCCUACGCAAGAGCGUGCCCUCCGCAGACGCAAAAAGCCCCCUAACCCCUUCAGGAACAGCUCUCUAAACGCCUCUACCAACAACACUCCCCACGGCGCAAUGGGCCAACCCAACGCACACAGCCCCUCCGGCGCCGGCCAUACUUCAGGGCGGAUCCUCGACCAAACACACGCCGAACACCCACCAGCAACCCGCACACUGCCUGUGCUUUCUCCUCCGUCCUGCUUCGAGGAAGCCCACCCCCUUGACGCCGGAGCCACAGACCCCAUCGACGACUCCGCCCUGCCCCCGUACGUCCGCAGCGACUUGAUGCCCACGCCAACCACCUACCAUACCCCAACACCCCCGACGCAAUCUCCAGGAGCCAGCUACCAAGCCCACCCCCUUACAGCUGCGACGACUGUUACAAGGGCAACCCCAUCCCCCCCAUACAUCACUCCCCCAACCCACCACGACGCCAACCACCACCACAACAACCACAACAACCCACCGCCCUUUCACCCCCCAUCCCACACAAACCUCCAAUACACAUCCAUGCGCCUCGCCCUCAUCACCGACAUCGUGCAGCUCACCCCCAACGGCACCGGCGUGCGUGUGACCAACCGCCGCGAGGCGCUGCAGCGGGCGCCGGAGGCGUUGGGUCCUGUCUAG
Molecule: messenger RNA, 948 nt
Organism: Chaetomium globosum CBS 148.51
Lineage: Eukaryota; Fungi; Ascomycota; Sordariomycetes; Sordariales; Chaetomiaceae
Exons: 1
Coding region: 1-948 (315 amino acids)
Source: RefSeq, a predicted model, not a curated record